Molecule: messenger RNA, 873 nt
Organism: Arachis stenosperma
Lineage: Eukaryota; Viridiplantae; Streptophyta; Magnoliopsida; Fabales; Fabaceae
Product: 40S ribosomal protein S10-1-like
Exons: 6
Coding region: 122-667 (181 amino acids)
Cellular component (GO): cytosolic small ribosomal subunit
Molecular function (GO): structural constituent of ribosome; RNA binding
Source: RefSeq, a predicted model, not a curated record
AAAAUGAAUUCUCAACUCCCAAACCCUAGGGUUUUCUUCUUUUUCUCAAUCUUAGCAGCCGAUCCCCGAAGAGCUUGCAUCAUCUUUAGAGUCCUCUUCUGCCAACCCCAACCUUGAAAUCAUGAUCAUUCCGGAGAAGAACCGCAAAGAGAUCUGCAAAUAUCUCUUCCAAGAGGGAGUUUGCUAUGCAAAGAAGGACUUCAACCUGGCGAAGCACCCUGAGAUUGAGGUGCCAAAUCUACAGGUGAUUAAGCUGAUGCAGAGUUUCAAGUCAAAGGAGUAUGUGAGGGAGACAUUUGCUUGGAUGCACUAUUAUUGGUUUCUCACCAAUGAUGGCAUUGAACACCUCAGAACCUACCUCAAUCUUCCUUCGGAAAUUGUACCUGCCACUCUAAAGAAACAACCAAAGGCUCCAGGUCGUCCAUUUGGUGGUCCACCUGGCGAUCGCCCUAGGGGUCCUCCACGCUUUGAAGGAGAGCGUAGGUUUGGUGACCGUGAUGGAUACCGUGGAGGUCCCCGUGGUCCUGGUGGUGAUUUUGGAGGUGAUAAGGGAGGGGCACCUGCAGAUUACAAGCCUUCUUUUGGGGGUGCUGGUGGAAGACCAGGCUUUGGCCGAGGUUCUGGCAGUUUUGGUGGGGCACCACCUUCUAGCUCAAAUCUUCCAUGAGUGUAAUGGUCAACCUUAGAUUUUGCUUAAUUUUCUGGCUCUGUUUAGUUAUCCUUACCUAGAAAUUGAAGAACUCUAUACUUACACUUUUGAUGAUCGGUUCCCUACUCAUGCAAAGAAAUUUUGAAUUGAGACGUUCUUGAUAACUUGUCCGCCAUUUGCAUGUGGUUACUUCCCCUCCACCAAAUCUAUAGUAUUUUCGUUUA